Messenger RNA from Mastomys coucha (southern multimammate mouse), 2547 nucleotides. It is a transcript of the gene Fmo5, whose product is annotated as flavin containing dimethylaniline monoxygenase 5. The transcript has 9 exons. Bases 194 to 1795 code for a protein of 533 amino acids. Gene Ontology annotation, molecular function: NADP binding; flavin adenine dinucleotide binding; N,N-dimethylaniline monooxygenase activity. NCBI's taxonomy places the organism in Eukaryota, Metazoa, Chordata, Mammalia, Rodentia, Muridae. The record is from RefSeq and is a predicted model, not a curated record.
GGGAAAAGACGGUGCCUGGGAGGAGCUAGAUCGGCCGGGAAGCUGCUGGCUCCCCGGCUGUCCCUGCGUAGGCCUGCGCUGCCGCGCGCCAUCCCGGCUCCCGCCCGCCCUCGGGCCUCCCCGGCCGGCUCACCAGUCAAGCCCCACUGCUGACAAGUGACGCUGACCCAGCCAGCGAAGCACUCUGGCGACCAUGGCCAAGAAAAGGAUUGCUGUCAUUGGAUCAGGAGCGAGCGGGCUCACCUGCAUCAAGUGCUGCCUGGAAGAGGGCUUAGAACCUGUCUGCUUUGAAAGGUCUGGUGACAUCGGAGGACUGUGGAGGUUCCAGGAAAGCCCUGAGGAAGGAAGGGCCAGUAUUUACAAAUCUGUGGUCAUCAACACCUCCAAGGAAAUGAUGUGUUUCAGUGACUACCCCAUCCCAGAUCAUUACCCUAACUACAUGCACAACUCCCAGGUCCUAGAGUAUUUCAGGAUGUACGCCAAAGAAUUUGACCUUCUCAAAUAUAUCCAAUUCAAGACUACCGUAUGCAGCGUGAAGAAGCAGCCUGAUUUCUCUACCUCAGGCCAAUGGCAGGUGGUCACUGAGUGUGAAGGGAAGAAGCAUGUAGACGUCUUCGAUGGAGUCCUGGUUUGCACAGGUCAUCACACAGAUCCUCACCUGCCCCUGGAAAGCUUUCCUGGAAUUGAAAAGUUCAAAGGAAAGUACUUUCACAGCCGAGAAUAUAAGAACCCAGUGGAAUUCACUGGGAAAAGGGUCAUUGUAAUCGGCAUUGGGAAUUCUGGAGGGGAUCUGGCUGUAGAGAUCAGCCACACAGCCAAGCAGGUAUUCCUCAGUACCAGGAGAGGAGCUUGGAUCUUGAACCGUGUAGGAAAGCAUGGAUAUCCUAUUGAUAUUCUGAUAUCUUCUCGAAUUAUGUACUACUUGUCAAAGAUCUGUGGCUCAUCAAUAAAAAACAGAUUUAUGGAGAAACAGAUGAACCAAAGGUUUGAUCAUGAAAUGUUUUGCCUGAAGCCUAAACACAGGGCUCUGAGUCAGCAUCCCACGAUAAAUGAUGACCUGCCCAAUCGUAUCAUUGCUGGCUUGGUGAAGGUGAAAGGAAAUGUGAAGGAGUUCACAGAGACGGCUGCCAUAUUUGAGGAUGGCUCCAGGGAGGAUGACAUUGAUGUGGUCAUCUUUGCCACAGGCUACAGCUUUGCCUUUCCUUUCCUUGAGGACUCUGUCAAAGUAGUCAAAAACAAGGUGUCCUUGUACAAAAAGGUCUUUCCAGCUAACCUGGAAAAACCAACUCUUGCGAUCAUUGGUUUAAUUCAGCCCCUGGGAGCCAUCAUGCCUAUUUCAGAGCUCCAAGGACGCUGGGCCACUCAAGUGUUCAAAGGGCUAAAGAAAUUGCCCUCGCAAAGUGAAAUGAUAGCAGAAAUAAAUAAGGCUCAAGAGGAAAUGGCAAAAAGGUAUGUGGACAGCCAGCGUCAUACCAUCCAGGGAGACUAUGUAGACACCAUGGAAGAGAUUGCAGAUUUGGUGGGUGUCAGGCCCAGUAUCCUGCCUCUGGUCUUCACUGACCCCAAGCUGGCAUUACAGUUACUACUGGGACCCUGUACUCCAGUCCAUUAUCGCCUUCAGGGCCCUGGAAAGUGGGCUGGAGCCCGGAAAACUAUUCUCACCACAGAAGAUCGUGUACGGAAGCCUCUGAUGACAAGAGUGGUGGAAAGGGACAGCUCUGGGGCAGCACUGGUGACAGUCCGUGUCCUCAUGCUAGUCGUCGCUUUCUUUGCUGUCAUCCUGGCUUAUUUUUAGAUGUGGCAGCGCAGUGCUUGGGCUGGCACUAGAAAGUGCCAUCUAGCCACACCUUCCAACCUGACAAGACUAAACACUCAGCUUCCUACUGCACAGGAAUCAACCACAAUCUCUCUCUCUCCCUCUUUCUCUCUCUCUUUCCCUCCCUUCCUUCCUCCCUCCCCCCCUCUCCUUCUUCCUUCCCCCAUCUCUCCCUCCCUCAAUCAUUAAUCAUUAUGGUUUUUCCUUCUGUGAUACUGUUCAUUAAUUAAUUCAUCUUCCUCCCUCUCUUGAGCCUCUCAUCUCUGCCUCUGGUAAUUCCCAGAGCAUGAGCUCAGGUCCCCUGUGUCAUCUUUAUAUGUCAUUAGCAGCGUUCUUUUAAUGCUUGACUCUGUUCUGUUUCUAAUACUGUACAGCUAGACCUCGUUGGAUGGUAAACCAUCUUGAAAUGCUGCUUCCAUUAUCAAGCACACACUGGCAGACCUUGACCUUGUAAGCAGAACCCACAUGUCUAUUUCAGGAAUUCACACAGAAGGCAGUCCAGAAAGAUGAACCAUUUAGUGCUGAGGGCUGGAAGUCCAAAAUCGAGGGUGCGGACAGUGAGGAAUUCCUAGCUUCAUGAUUAAUACAGUGAGGGUAUCGCAUAGGCAAAACAGAAACUAUUUCAUUAGCUAAGCUCCGACAUGUGGCACAUGCUGAAUAAAUACUCAUUUAUGUUUAUGAAAUAAGGUGACAUCUCUAAGUCAAUCUAAUAAAUAACUGAAUCCAUAGAA